Molecule: messenger RNA, 2206 nt
Organism: Sitophilus oryzae (rice weevil)
Lineage: Eukaryota; Metazoa; Arthropoda; Insecta; Coleoptera; Curculionidae
Product: retinol dehydrogenase 12-like
Exons: 6
Coding region: 8-1030 (340 amino acids)
Source: RefSeq, a predicted model, not a curated record
AUUAAAUAUGUUAUAUAUAAUUAUAAGUUUGAUCGGUUUGUACUGUGUGACAAAAUAUGUAGUUUAUAAAACCAAUGCCAGGUGUAAAAGUUAUGUGUGUUUGAUGGGGAAAACAGCUCUAAUAACAGGUGGAAAUUCAGGUAUUGGCUUGGAAUUAGCUAAAUCCCUGGCUUGCAGAGGAUGUACCAUAAUUAUAGCGGACAAAAACGACGCUUCAUCAACCGUAAAAAGAAUGAUUAAGGAAACUCAUAAUCCGAAUAUAUUUUGUGAAACUGUGGAUUUUGCCUCAUUCAAAUCGGUCAGGAAGUUUGCGGAAGAGUUCAAAAGGAAAUAUGACAAACUACAUAUUUUAGUAAAUAACGCUGGAGUGGGAUAUCUUCCCACGAUUACAGAAGAUGGACUAGAAGGCACAAUGCAAGUGAAUUAUUUCAGCCAUUUCCUGUUAACUCAUCUUUUGUUAGAACUACUCAUAAAAUCAGGGCCAAGUCGAAUAAUCUAUACCAGUUCCUUGGCAGCAUAUAAAACCAAUUUAUUAAAGAAACCUUUAGUUGGAAACGAAAUUCAGCCCGAUGUUCAGCAGUAUAUGCCCUACGCAAAUUCAAAAACAGCUGGCGCUAUUAUGUCGAAAAUUUUAUCCAAAAAACUGAGAAAUACUGGAGUAACAACAAAUGUUUACCAUCCUGGAAUAAUAUAUACUAAUAUUUUUAAUGAAAUAUAUAAUCUUCCUUUCGGUUUGGACCUAAUUUAUGUAAAUCUCCUGAAAUUGUGGACCUUGUUAUUCGGCAAGAAUAUUGAAGAAGGAAUACAAACAAUGUUACAUUUGACUACAUCUGAUGAAGUGGAAAAUAUAUCAGGGGAAUAUUUCGCAGAAUGCAGACCAGUCUGGCAACCUAAACCAGUAAAUAAUACGAUAAUAUGUGAAGAUAUUUGGACUUUAAGCGAAGAAUAUGUGAAGUUAACUCCUGAUGAAAAAGUCGAAGGUGUAUUAAAAAACCUCUCAGUAAAAAAGACUGAAAAUGAUUAUCUUUGAAAUAUUUUCGAAUAAUCUUGUGUUGUUAAUAUACAGGGUGUUCUAAAAAACAUGUGCCAUCUCUCGUGGGGAGAUUCCUCACGUAAAAAUAAGAUUCUACUUUGUUUCGUAGCUACAGCGUGCUAAAGUCUUAAUAAUUAUAAUUUUCUUCCAAGUACUUUUAAUGACUCGAAUUAAAUUUUGAGUGUAAAAACUGCUAUAAGUGCUACACAUUUUAAUGUAUAUGUUGGUAUGAAAAAUAAAUCUUAUUUUUAUGUGAAUCUCUCUACCUCGGCACAUGUUUUUUUUUGAAACACCCUGUAUGUAUACUAUUUUGAUAAAGCACAAAGUAUUUUUACUGAAUAUAAUAAAUUUGCUAGCCUUAUAAAAAAAAUGUAUAUAUGCAGUGUAUGUAGUAAUUAGGUAUUAUUACAACAAAUUUGAUUAAUAGCAUUAGAAAUUUUAAAUGACAUGUUUUCUAUGAUAAACAAUAAUAUUUUUUCUCCUAUAUUGUUCCAAUACAAUUUACUAAACAAGUUGAAUUUUUUUUAUUACUUUAGACCUAAUAGAAUAGUUUUUCAAUUUGUCCCAUACCAGUUAUUUUAUUCAAAUAUCUAUUACCUCUUGAAAUUCAUUAAGAAGCUGCUACUAUUUGUUUAAAAUAUCAUCUCUGUUGGUAAAUUUAAUAUGUUUUAUAUAAUUCUGAGUUUGAUAGGCUUAUAUUGCGUGAUAAAAUAUAUAGUUCAUACAACCAAUGCCAGGUGUAAAAGUUACGUGUGUUUGAUGGGCAAAACGGCGCUAAUAACAGGUGGCUAUUCAGGUUUGGGCUCGGAAUUGGCCAAAUCCCUAGCUUCCAGAGGAUGUACUAUUGUAAUAGCUGACAAAAACGAUUCUUCAUCAACCGUUAAAAGGUUAAUUAGAGAAACUCAUAAUCCGAACAUAUUUUAUGAACAUGUGAAUUUCGCCUCAUUCAAAUCGGUCAGAAAGUUUGCCAAAGAGUUCAAAAAGAAAUUCAGUAAACUGCACAUUUUAGUAAAUAACGCUGGACUGGCAUAUCUACCCAUAAUCACAGAAGAUGGCUUAGAAGGCACAAUGCAAGUGAACUAUUUCAGCCAUUUUCUAUUGACUCAUCUUUUGUUAGAUUUACUUCUAAAAUCGGCGCCAAGUCGAAUAAUAUACACUAGUUCCUUGGCAGCU